AUGGGGGAGUAGAAAGUGCACGAGUUUUACAUGUACAAAGAUCUGAGUUCCAAUUCCAUAUGAUAUGGUGAUUAACAACAUUGACUAUGCAAUUGGGCUGCCUACCUUUGGUCUACUACUAACUGACCCACGGUUCUUUCUGUGCCUCAGUUUUUCCAUCUGUAGAGUGGGGAUAAUAGUACCUAACCUAUAAGAUUGCAGUGAGGAUUAACUACAUGCAGUUAAUUCAUGUAGAGCACUUAGAACUGUGUCGCAAGUAAACCCUCAGGCAAUGUCAUCUAUUGUUACUAUUAGUAAAUUCUGGUAGCCACUACUUACUAGCUUAAUGACCUUGGGCAUUCUUUCUCAACCCCUCUGAAUCACCUUUCUUACCUCUGCAAGAUUAUUGUGAGGAUUAAAAUAAAUAAUACAAAUAAAGCAGAUGUUAGGUCAUCAACAAAUGUUAAUUAUCUCCGUGCUCCCACAUCAGCCUUAAAACGAUGAGGCAACUAUAUGGCACCAAACUCUGGCUCUAUUAAGGAGAUUUUUACUUUGGGCCUUGAACUUCCUCUGCCCUUUAACCUUACUGGGCUAAGCAGCGUCAGUGGAUACCAUUAAAUAUCAUGCCUGCCUAAAGUCGCAAAUAGUACAGACAGAUAAAGUAAAAACAAGCAGAGGAAGAGGAGAUAAAGAAAGGAGGGUAUAUAUUGUCUAGACUACUUGAGUCAUAGCAACUUCUUUUGGAUUCUGUCAGCUUGCUUUCACACAAUCCAAAAAUGGCCUGUAUGGCUAGAGGGACCAAGAUGUAGGUUUUUGGUGCAUUUGUAUUAGUUGUGAACAAACUCAAACAUGGCUUUACUGUAGGUUUUUGGUUUUUUGUUUUGUGUGUGUGUGUGUGUGUGUGUGUGUGUGUGUGUGUGUGUGUUUGCUGGUUUCUAAGUAGUCUGUUCCAUUCUCUGUUUUCUGGGUUGCUAGGAUGAACAGGAGCCACAGUACAUUUUAUUAGCUUUGGUUAUUAUUAAGUCGUGUCUCUGGUCCUUCCCUCUGUCACUUUGGCUGCGGCUGGGUCCUUCCAGAGGCUCCUUUAUCUAGUGGCCCUCCCUACAUUUCCCCAGCUACUGAACAGGUUCCUCAUCAUUGUCCAGGGAUGUUGUGUGUGUUGCAUUACAGAGUCUGAUCACCAUCAUCACAUGGGCCUUUUGGGAGUGCCAGGAAUUUUCCCACACACCAGCGACCAGUCACUUUUCUUUUUGUCAGGAGAAGACAUCCUGGGGGAUAUUGCAUAAGGGGAGACUUUGGGGCUGGGUUUGGGCCAGUCUCCUAGUCCUGCCCUUCCUUUGGUUGAUGCUCUGGGCAAGGUGUAUACCGCCGGCCUGGACUAAGUGCUCAUCUCACUUCUCAGCACCAUCGUCAUGUUGAGCUGCCUUUUCCUCCUGAAGGCAUUUCUUGCUCUUGGGUCCCUGAUAUCCUGGGUGGCUUCUGGAGAGCAUGUGAAAGAAGGAGAAUGCCCUCCUAAUAAGAACCUGUGCAAAGAGCUGUGCUGGGGGGACGAAUCAUGUCCGGCUGGGCAGAAGUGCUGCAGCAACGGCUGUGGUCGGGUCUGCCGAGGAGGCAUUCCGAAGGGGAGGAAAGGAGAUUGUCCCAGGGCUGUUCGGAAACAAUCCUGUUUCCAAAGGUGCGUCACUGAUGAGACUUGUCCAGGUAGAAAGAAAUGCUGCGCGUUUGGCUGCAACAAGAGCUGUGUGGUCCCAGUCUCUCAACCAAAGCUGGAGCCUGGAGGUGAAUGUCCGGCUGACCCCCUUCCGUGUAAGGAGCUGUGUGAUGGGGACGUGUCCUGCCCCCAGGGGCUUAAAUGCUGUAGCACCGGCUGUGGCCACUCCUGCCGUGGAGACAUUAAGGGAGGGCGGAGUGGUGAUUGUCCAAAUAUUUUGGUGGGCUUGUGCAUCGUCAGUUGCAUGACGGAUGAGAACUGCCAGGCCGGGGAAAAGUGCUGCAAGUCAGGCUGCGGCCGCUUCUGUGUCCCACCAAUUCUGCGAGCCGAGCUGGCCACAAACCCCAGCUGGACCCUCAGGUCUGAUUCUGAAUUAGAGACCCGGGUGUCCUAGCUGUCCUGAGCUGCUACAGGGGGCUUGUUCCGGCUGCCAGGAGAGGGAGAUAUCCUGGGGCUGUGACCCUCCGGGGGGCUCUCACUGCCCUCCCUGCUCUGCUUCUGUUCCUGCUGCUGCCCUGAGCGUGGGAAUAUAGCCGUGGAUUUGGGCAAUGGUGUUCGGUGCUGCUUGUCCCCAGUAAAGGCUCAUGCUGAC
This is a messenger RNA of Herpailurus yagouaroundi (jaguarundi), 2282 nucleotides long. RefSeq names its product WAP four-disulfide core domain 3 (gene WFDC3). The record is from RefSeq and is a predicted model, not a curated record. Bases 1392 to 2084 code for a protein of 230 amino acids. Gene Ontology annotation, molecular function: serine-type endopeptidase inhibitor activity. Gene Ontology annotation, cellular component: extracellular region. Gene Ontology annotation, biological process: innate immune response; antibacterial humoral response. The transcript has 6 exons. Lineage: Eukaryota; Metazoa; Chordata; Mammalia; Carnivora; Felidae.